CUGGUGCGGGGACAGCAUUGUUCUCCCUCCCCGCCUGGCCUCACAGACCCCAUCACCAUGGGAACUGAGCCAGCCAAUCAGAACACUCAGUUUUCAAAGGGCAGCCUUAUAAAUUGAGUCACCUCCCCCCAGACAGGCCACAAGCAACAUCCAGAGGCCUCCCAGGAGCCCCUCCUCCUGGAUAAACCAAUUCCAUUGCCCCCCAGCUUCCUCAAGGGAGAAGAAGGGGAGUCUUCUGCCCAGAAUGCUCAGAGACAAGUGCCAAGCCUACAAUCACCCAGCUUAGUGCUCCAAACCAAUGCACGGCCACACCAUGCAGGAGCAACUCAGGAGCCCCUGAAAGUUUCCUCUAGUAACCUGGGGAACACCCGGAGCAGCGAAAGCCAUGUGUUGGGCACACGACACCCCAGCCUGGAGCAACACAGUCACGUCAGCCUGCUGAGCAGCGGUUACGCGGGCGACGAGGAGAACAGUGAGGUCAGCUUGCUUGGUAGUUAUCGAACCACCCGGUUGAAUAAAAGGCCCAAGCCCCAGGUGCCCAGCACCCAGACGAGCCAGCUGUCCUCCACCUACGCCCCCAGCCACUUAAAGAGCCAGUGGUCCAGCCAGGCCCGCAGCGCCAAGCACCCUGGAGGGGAAGAGUGAGCCCGGCCUGCCAGGCGGCAGCAGCAGC
Molecule: messenger RNA, 673 nt
Organism: Lemur catta (Ring-tailed lemur)
Lineage: Eukaryota; Metazoa; Chordata; Mammalia; Primates; Lemuridae
Gene: C2H16orf82
Product: chromosome 2 C16orf82 homolog
Exons: 1
Source: RefSeq, a predicted model, not a curated record